AUGUCGAAAGUCGUACGAAGCGUCAAGAACAUCACGAAGGGAUAUAACAAUGUGCAAAUCAAAGUUCGGAAUGCUACGAGUAACGACCCAUGGGGUCCGGUUGGAUCUGACAUGGCUGAAAUCGCCCAACUAACCUUCAAUUCGGCGGAAACAUUUUACCAGAUAAUGGAUAUGAUCGACAAACGUUUGAACGACAAGGGCAAAAAUUGGAGACAUGUUUUGAAGGCCUUGAAAGUGUUGGAUUACUGUCUGCACGAAGGUUCUGAGUUGGUAGUGACAUGGGCCAGAAAGAAUCUCUAUAUUAUCAAGACUUUGAGGGAGUUCCAGUAUAUUGACGAGGAUGGGAGAGAUGUCGGUCAAAAUGUUCGGGUCUCCGCUAAAGAAUUGACAUCUUUGAUCUUAGAUGAGGAUAGACUUCGAGCUGAGCGCGCUGAUCGCAAAAACUGGAAAUCUAGAGUCACUGGCCUGGAUGAGUUUUCCGAACCUUCAGAUGCACAGCCACGACGACAACGACCGCACCGAGCGCAGCGCGCCGACGAAGAGGACGCAGAAUAUAGGCUGGCAAUUGAAGCUAGUAAAUACCAGGAGGAAGAAGAUCGCAAGAAGCGCGAGAGUAGGCAAGGGGGCCGUGAACCAGAUGACGAUGAUCUCGCUAAAGCUCUCAAGCUCAGUCAAGAGGAAGAAGAGUUGCGCAGACGUGAAUUAGAAGAGCAGAAUGCGCAUUCGCUCUUUGAUGAUGACCCAAUCCAGUUAUCGCAACCAACUGGUUUCAAUGGAGGGUACCAGCAACAAGGAGCCGUCGAUUGGUCAGGAAAUCCCAUUGAUAUGCAACCUACGGGAUAUUUGAAUCCCUAUACAAAUUUCCAAAAUGCGCAACCUACCGGCUAUCAAGCUACUGGUUAUCAGCCUGGAUUCUCCGGGCAGCCAACGGGUUUUGAUCCUUACGCAUCACAGCAACAGCAACAACAACAACAACCGUUUCAGCCACAGCCCACUGGAUUCAAUCCAUAUGACCAGUUCUCACAACAGCAGCAACAGCAACAGCAGCAGCCUCAGCAGCAACCUCAACUCCUAGAACCAAUUGCCCCCGCCGGAACAAACAACCCCUGGGCCACAAACCAGAGUCAGCCACUCCAAUCUUUACAACCAAUGCCUACUGGAUCCAACAAUCCAUUUGCAUCAUCAUUUGCGCGCCCUCAAACCAGUUCCGCUGCAUCCAAACCAACACUCGCUACUCUUCAAGAACAAAAGACUUUAGGCCAAUACAACAAUACAUCAUCAUUCAGCAACACUCCGUCCUUCAGUCCUUCUUCAUUCUCGCCACAACCACCCCAAAGAGAAGUAUCCGAACAUGAAGCUAAGCUCAAUGCGCUGCUAUCUAGCGGAGAUGGAAUGGACACUUUCGGAAAUACAGGAAACCUCAGAAUCCCAGCUCAGCAUACUGCACCGGGAACCUUUGUUAACAGUGCAGGUGCUGGCUUAGGACGUAUCCACGAACAACAAACCGCCCACAACCCAUUCCUCCACACCCAAUAUACCGGCAUGCCACAGACGACAUAUCAAAAUAAUGCUGCUGGUGCUUUUGGCAGCAGUCCAUUUGGUCGACAAGUGCCAGCUGCGACUGGACCGGCUGGUAUGAAUGGCGGCGCAAACGGAUUCAACCAAUCGAGCAAUCCCUUCGGCCCCAGACCUCAGCAGGGACAAAACGGACAGGGUGGAGAUUUGAUACAAUUUUAG
Molecule: messenger RNA, 1737 nt
Organism: Botrytis porri
Lineage: Eukaryota; Fungi; Ascomycota; Leotiomycetes; Helotiales; Sclerotiniaceae
Exons: 4
Coding region: 1-1737 (578 amino acids)
Biological process (GO): endocytosis; actin filament organization
Cellular component (GO): plasma membrane; clathrin vesicle coat; endosome
Molecular function (GO): clathrin binding; phospholipid binding
Source: RefSeq, a predicted model, not a curated record